Eimeria acervulina is the source of this 1275-nucleotide messenger RNA. RefSeq lists its product as hypothetical. Bases 1 to 1275 code for a protein of 424 amino acids. Lineage: Eukaryota; Apicomplexa; Conoidasida; Eucoccidiorida; Eimeriidae. The record is from RefSeq and is a predicted model, not a curated record. The transcript is spliced from 4 exons.
AUGGAGAGGCUUCUUCGAGGGCAUGCUCGCUCUCCCUCUGCCUAUAAACGAGAGGAAAUAUCAUUUACUGAGGAUGGCUGGGCGCGUGCUCCUAGCAGCGCAGCGUAUGGUUACAGCACAGAUGCAGCAGCAGUAUAUGCUUCUCCAGCAGACGCAGCAGCAGCAGCAGCAGCAGCAGCAGCAGCAGAAGAGGAGGAAGACACUGGGGAGGCUGGUGAUGGGUAUUUCUCUGAGGGGGAAUAUGCAGAAAAGGAGACAGAAGAAGAACAUCUGCAGCAAGGAGACAGCGAUAUAAAAGACUGGGGUGCAGCAAACGGUGAGGCUGAGGUGUAUGAUGAGGUAUACGAAGAAGGAGACGAAGAAGAGGGCGCUGAUGAGUAUGACUACACAGGGCUGCAUGCAGAUGCAGAAGAAGAAGAAGAAGCAGAAGAAGAAGAAGAAGCAGCAGAAGAAGAAGAAGAUGAAGCAGCAGCAGAGGGAGAUGAAUACUCAGGGUAUGCAGAGCCUAUAGAAGAGGAAGAGUAUGCAUUUGAUGAUGAAGCAGUAGGAUCUGCUGCUGCUGCUGCAGAUGAAGAAGAAGAAGCAGCAGCAGCAGAAGAAGAAGAAGAGGCAAUAACUGAUGAGACCUCUUUAACCCCUUUUUCUCUUGAAGAGAUAGAGCGUCGUGUAGAAGUACGACAUGUAGAGGGUAAAGGGAGGUGCCUAUACACCCGAAAGGCCCUUCAGCCUGGCGAAGUAAUAUUUAUUGAAACACCUCUCUUAGUGGCUGUCCCCUCUAUACACGAAGACUUGUGGGGUUUAUUAGUGCAUAUUCAUGAAGAGAAGGCAUUGAGUCUGCCUCCUGUGUGGCACUUAGCUGCCCUCUGUUCAAUAUUGUUGCUGGAUGAAGAAAGCUUAAGUGCAUGCCUCUCUAAGUGGGUUCCUGACCCGUCAGCAGCAGCAGGAGAAGAUGUUCUUCGAGAGACAACUGCUAACCCAUGCACUGUAUGCGGUACAGUGGCGGAUGCCAGCACAGUUGAGCGUUACUUAACGUUUGAAGCUGCAUAUGCAGAGCGUUUAGAUGAAACAAACAAAGAAGAUAUGAAAGAUGCUGAGAUGGUGUACGAGCAAGCCUCUCGAGUAUUCACCAGCCAUUGGAUUCUCUUCCAGCUGGACACGAUCUUAUUUGAAGGUUACAGGGCUGCAGGAGAUUAUGAGUCGGCGUACGUACACCAGAUGCAUCGCCUUGAAUACGUUACUUCGUAUGCGUUUUCUCUCGUGUUGCGUCUGUGUUAA